GGCUGAAAAAAAAACCAGCUACGAUGAUGAUUUUGACGAGCCUUGGCGCGAAAGCUGUGUCGAAUCCUUGACCAUCCCCCGUUAGAAGGGAUCAUGCAGCGUUGAUUUAGAUUUGGAAGAUAAUUUGCGGCGAAACCGUAAUACGGGUGUAACGCUCCUGAAUUGACGCAACGCCGCGAGAGUGGCGGGAGAUUUUUUAAUUUUUAUCACGCAACAAAAGUCCAUGUUCGAAGAAACAGGGGAAUAUCACAUCGCACCUUUCCUCGAAGUGAGGGUGAAUCGGAAACGGCGGGUGACAUGCGACCGGAUAAAAAGGACGAGAUUUUGCAAAACGGAGAAUAAAUGAAUCGUUAUACACGGCGUUGUAGACGGUGCCGAAGAAACACGAGGAGUAUCUCUGAGCGAAGAAGCUGCCCUCGGCUCGAUAACUUAUACUUCUUACCAGUGAGUCGAUUGGGAGACUCUGAAAUCGGUCCGAUAAACCUUGAUACAUGUGCAUAUAACGCUUCAGGUAUAUUAUAACGACUAGAAGGGCAGAGAUGCGUCAUUUCUGUCGUUUCUCAUUAUCCGACGGUUAAAUGUUUCAAGACUUACGUACAAAUCUGAUAUAUUCCGAAGACCAUUCGUUUCAAGUUCGAUCUUAUACGCGAUAGGGGAAAAAAAAACAAACAAACAAGCAAACCAAAAAAGAAACAAAAUUAAUAAUAUUAACAUUACGGUAAUAUAGUUGAGAUAAUAGUAUUGGUAAUAUAAAUAAUAAUAAUUGUAACAGCAACAACAAUAUCAGGCGUAAUCAUAGUAUUAAUAAUAAUAGUAAUAAUAAUAACAACAACAACAACAGCAACAACAACAAUAGAAACAAUAACCGCAGUAACAAUAGUAUUACUACGUUAUUCGUACGAUGACGACAAAAUACGACGCAAGAUAAUUAUUAUAUACGAUGUUUGAAUAUUUGUGAAAUUUUUAACGCCGUAUACAUAAUCGAGGUUAAGAGAGAAGGAAGAAAAAAAAAUUUGAAAAAAAUACCGAAUAAAUAGUAAAAAUUUAUGAAAUAUAACACAUGCAUGCGUGUAACAAUAAUAAAUAAGAAGUGUGAUUCGAUUUUUAAAUAAUUUUUUAUAUCUAUCGUAUAUACGUAACGGUUUCAAUAUUUAGUAAAUCAUAAUAAUACUACAAUAUUAAUAGCAACAUUAAUAAUAAUAAAUUGAAGUAAAAAAAAAAAUCUCGAUGACGGAUGUAACAAAACCGGCAUAACAUUGUACGAAGGGGAAGGAAAAACUAAACGUAGAAGAAAAAAGAACAGCUGUAGUAACUUCGGGAGUUGAGAAAAUAUAUGUAAGCAUUUGUCAAAGUGCGAUAUAUAACGUUGAAGGUAUAUAUAUAAAAAAAUACAAUAGAAAGCAUCUCCCCCCCACUCUUGUAUAACAUAUAUAUACAUAUAUAUAUAUAUAUUAUAUGGGGGAGUUCAAAUACGGGCCAGUAAUUUCAACCCUGGACUACUGUUCCAGUCUGUUCUCUGGGACGAAUCAAGCGUCGACGGGCGGUGGAGCAUCGAGCAGGCCGACGACUGUAUCGGCCAUGCAGGAGGAGCUGCUGAUAGAGAAACAGACCGCUAAUAAAUCGGCCCCCUUGUCGCCCGGCGGUGGUUCCGAUUCGGCGGUCCAGGUCGGAGGCGGGGGAUCUCGGGAGGGCGGCGUAAAGUCGAAGGACCAGCAGGAGCAGGAACGGGACGUCGUCUCGAUAUCCUCGAUGUCCUCCUUGGCAGGGAUGAGCUCGAUAACCUCGAUGACGGUAUCGGGAUCGGACAAGGAGGGCGGUCCUCAGCCCUCGCCGUUCCCCGGGGACCCGGUGAGGGUGCCGAGCCUCUGGGCGGACGACGGGAGCCUCCACGCUCUACCGGUGAACGGAUCCCUGGCGGCCUUUCAAAAUUUCCCAACCGGCGGACCGGCCGGUUUGUUCGCGAACACGGGGAGCGGUUCCGCGGUCAACGCCGGCUCAUCGAGACGCGCCAUUACGGCCAGUCACAAUUUUCCCCAGCAAGCCGGUGCCGCGGGUGCAGGUAUAAGUGGUGCUAGUGCAGGUAGUGCUGGUGUUGGUGGUGCCGGUGGUGCAGGUACGACUAGCGGCGUACCUGGUGUUGUUUCGCGACACGGAGUUUUGUCGGUUUCGUCACCGCCCCAACAGCAACAACAGCAACAGCAACAGCAGUCGCAGUCCCAGCAACAGCAACAGCAACAGCAACAGCAGCAGCAGCAGCAGCAGCAACAAGCCGCGGUAUCGAAUCACCCCGGCGUAUACGUUCAGGGGAAAGGCUACGCCGCGUGGUCCGGCGGCUCUCAGUCCGCCGUUGGGCCUCAGCAAUGGGGCGGCGGGGGUGGGGGCGGGGGUGGGGGACCACAGGGGGCCGGCACCCCGGCCCUGCAGUCCCCCUGGAGCCGCGGAAGGUCCGUGCCGAAUCUCCCGCCGCUGCACUCCUCGCUCCACGUGGCCGCUGCCGCGGCCGCUGCCGCUGCUAGCCUCCAGGGCAGGAAACCGAGUCCUACCUUCUCGGGUCAUCCGGGGCACCCUGGACACCCGGGACAUCCGGGUCACCCGGGGCAUCCCGGACAUCCCGGACACCCUGGGCACACCGGGCCCACUGGUAUCAGUCCGGUUAAGUUCAGGAGGAGCACUUCUUAUCCGGGAAAGACCAGCUUGUAUCAACAGCCGGCCGCGCCCACCUUCGAAGUUACCGGUGCCGACGAGAGGGAUCUUCUUCAGAUGCCACCUUAUCAGCAGGACCGAAUGACGGCGAACGGAAAUUCGCCCUUGGACAGCAUGCGGACCCUGGAGCAUUACCUCAGCGACAUAAUGCGCGCAGGAGCAGCCGACACCCCCGAUCAUCUCAAGGGAUUCAUAAACUGCAACGCGAACACGCUACAGUCCCUAGCUCAACUUCACGGCAAGUCGCCGUUUUUCCCAAGCCUCGAAGAACAGAGCGGCACUCUCCUCGAGGAUCCGACAGCUGCUGGUCAACUCGACGGCGGCGUCGGCGUCGGCGUCGGGGUGAACGUCGGUGUCGGUGGCGGAAUGACCGCCCCCCAGGUCGCCCCCCUUUCAUCGCCGAGCCGAAGCAGCCCUCACAGCCAGGGAAGCGAAACCGGCGAACGAUUCUCACGGAAGGUCUUCGUCGGCGGCUUGCCGCCGGACAUCGACGAAGAUGAAAUCACAGCCAGCUUCCGUCGUUUCGGACCGCUUGUCGUUGACUGGCCACACAAGGCGGAAAGCAAGUCGUAUUUUCCUCCCAAGGGUUACGCCUUUCUGCUCUUUCAGGACGAAUCGUCCGUGCAGCAGCUGAUCGACGCGUGUAUCCAGGACGACGACAAGCUCUACCUUUGCGUAAGCUCACCAACGAUCAAGGACAAGCCGGUUCAGAUACGACCUUGGCGUUUGAGCGACGCGGACUUCGUUUUGGACGCCUCGAUGCCUCUCGACCCCAGGAAGACCGUCUUCGUCGGAGGCGUGCCGCGGCCCCUCAAAGCUGUCGAACUCGCGAUGAUCAUGGACCGGCUUUACGGGGGCGUUUGCUACGCGGGAAUCGACACCGAUCCCGAGCUCAAGUACCCGAAGGGUGCCGGGAGGGUCGCCUUCAGCAACCAACAGAGCUACAUCGCGGCAAUAUCAGCGCGAUUCGUCCAGCUGCAGCACGGCGAUAUCGACAAGAGGGUUGAAGUCAAGCCGUACGUUCUGGAUGAUCAGAUGUGCGACGAGUGUCAGGGUCAGCGAUGCGGAGGAAAAUUCGCUCCGUUCUUUUGCGCCAACGUAACGUGUCUCCAGUAUUACUGCGAGCACUGUUGGGCAACGAUUCACUCUCGUCCAGGACGGGAGUUCCACAAGCCGUUGGUCAAGGAGGGUGCCGACAGACCACGAGCGGUACCGUUCCGCUGGUGUUAACCCCAACUACGUUAAGAAUAGUCGCCCCGCGGCUAAUAAUCUCGCGGCACUAGCUAAUUAAAACUACAAAACACCAUGUACACACACACGCAUACACACGUACACAUGCAUUACCUUAUCAAAACCAAAAGAAGGGGGAAUUGAAACAACCGCAACCGCAAUAAAUAUUAUACGACGACCACCACGGCCAAUUCACCAGUUACACCCGUACUGCGGGAUUGUUGUGAAAGGGAAGGAGAAGAGAGAAAAGAAAAUGAAGGAAGAAUAUUCGCACCGCUACGGACAGCUCAUCCGUCGACGUCGAUCGUCAGAGGCUCGUCGAAUCGAAUUGAGAAGACGGAAAUUUAAACCGUAGAGAAGAAACGGUUGUCGACACACGCCGAUAUUUUUCCGAGCUUGUCUUCUUCCAAUUCUUCUUCCGGUAAUUAAUUAUCGCAUACCUGACGAAUAUUACAAAAUGUAGUAGGAAAAUUGUACGGAGGUGAGUGAUGACAGAGAAAAGACGGAGGGGAAAGAAAAACGGACGAGGCCGCGUCGUUGGUUGAUUUGAAGGUUUAGCGCAGCAGCUAUUCAUAUACACCUGGAAUAUUGACAGGUAAAAAUGGUAACCUUCGCCGGGGUUUUUGUCGCUCGAUAUAUAUAUACAUGCAACUUGUUUUAUAUUUCGAUGGCAAAUAAACCAUACCCUACGAUAUAUCGUGUAAUAACACAAAGCCAUGUGUGUGGUGUAUGUCUUCUUAUACAAUAAUGAUUGAUUGAUUAUUAUUAACUGACGUUGACUGCUGGCUGUUAACCAGGAAGUUUUCUUUUUUUUUUUCUCGUUUUUAAUCGAGGGGCAGCUAGCGUUCUGUAGACGGGGGAGGAUGACGAGAACAUACCUGUAUCUACUAUUCUACAUAUUAUCACUAUUAUUAUUAUUACUAUUACUAUUAUUAUUAUUAUUAUUAUAUUGUUUUAUUUUUUUAUUUUAUUUUUUUUCUAUAAUUAUGGUUAGGGAUACUUGCGGAAAAUGCGCGAGUGGUGAUCAGAGUUGUUACAAAAACUCGUCCAAUUAUGCAGCAGGUGGCGUAAAAUAUUUAAAUUAGGCGUAUUGACGAGAAACAAGGGGAAAAUGAAAAGAAUAGUUUGAGCGAUAUUUAUAAUAAUGCAAUAUUAUAACGAUAAUAACGACAAGUUAUCUAAAGGAAGAUCGAAAGCAGACUAUCAUUACAUGCUAAUAUCGCGUCGUAACUUUUCGCUCGUUCGCUUUAACCCCGCAAUUUCAGCCAUUAUACCAUACAUUGCACAUAUUGUUUCUUUUUUUUUUUUCUCGCAGUGACGUGUAACGUUACGGUGAUGUUUUGAAAAAAGUUGAAAAAAAAAAAAAAAUAAAUGAAAGAAAAAAAAAAAAAUGAAAAAAUCGUUAUCCACGUUAUAAUUGUACGAACAUUGAGAAUACUCUCUCUCUCUUUGUAAAAAGGAAAAUAGAAAAAUGAAAUCGGAGUGUAUUUCUCACUAGGCAUAGAUGACGCAUCGUCGUCGUCUCAUCAUUCGCGGUAACUCGACUUCGCUGCUCUUUGAAAUUCAUGGAUAUUGUAUAAUAUACGUAUGUAUAUGUUUACACGUGUGAUGGAAUUUCGAGAUACAGGCAGAAGCCGUGAAACGCGAAAACGGACAGCGAGCAAUGAAAGUUAGAAAGAAUGCGGAUGGAAUGCACGGAUGAGAGAAAGAGAGAGCGAGAGAGAGAGAGAGAGAGAGAGAUGGACAGAGAGAAUAAAAAACUGAGAACUAGGCGUUGGAUAAGCGAGGAAAUGUAGCUGAAAUUUAGACAGGGAUGAAUAACGACGAAGAUAACGAGCCGAAUAAAAAAUGUUGAAAGGAGUGGCGAAAAUUAAAUUGACUGAACUGAGACGGAGCGAGAUAAAAAAAUAAUAAUAAUAAUAAUAAUAAUAACAAUCCGAGAGUGGUAAAAAUCGUAUCGACUGACGAUAUUUACCGUUGAAUAAAUUAAUUAAGGAAAAAGAAAAGAAAGAUACUAAAUAACUAGACAAAUUUCAUGCAUAUGUAUAUUACCAAUAUCGUUGCACGAUAAUAUAUAUUAGUAAAAAAAAAAAGAAAGAAAAAAUGAAUGAGACUUUAUUAAAAAAAAAAAAUAAUAUAAAUAAAAAAUCUUUGCUCCCCGUUGCGUAACGAACGCCAAAUAACCACGACGGCUGUCGAAGAUGAGCAGCGUUACAAAUGACUUGACAUAUAUCUCUGUGCGAAACGGAGUUGCAAGAUGUUUAUAGGUAAAAUACUGUUCAUCGGAGACAAGUUAGUCGAUGUAUGUUUUAUAAUAGGACAAAAAUGACGAGGUGAUGAUGGGUUGGUGAAAAAAAGAGAAAAAAAUAAAUAAAUAAAUAAAUAAAUAAAUAAUACAGACAAAAGUAAAGAUGAAAUAUAAAUAAAUAAAAAUAUGUACACGUACAGAUAAUAGGCGAAAAUUUUUCAGAUUAUCGCGUUUCUUUUAUGUAAAUUGUACAAUUAUGCGAUAAUACGAGUUUUUGACGAGGACGAGGAAACCAUAGUCGGGAAAUAAAUGUCGCGUCGUUAUGCGAUAAUCGAUCUUCUGCCGAUUCUUUUAACGUGACGAAACAUACCUAACGCGAAGCUCGACUUUCUAUUCGUCUGCAGUUUCAAGAUAACUUUGCGAUUCGCAGAAUUUGGUAGGUAUAUGUCGGUGUUGUUUGGUUGAAUAGGUAAAUUAAAAGCUCGACCUGUAAAAAACGCGUUCGCGAAAAUGCCUGUGAUUGUAUUGAAAUUUUUUCAAUUUUCCCUCCCACUGUCUUUUCAACCCCCCCCCCCCCCCCCAAAUCUCAUUGCCGUACCUUUUUGUAGACGUGUACAGUCCACGUAUACAUAUGCAAUUGACAACAUAUAAUAGAACAAUUUCUCAAUUCUAUCUCAUUAUUACGUAUAUUAUAUAUAUAUAUAUACAUAUAUAUAUAUACUAAAUAUAAUAGAAAGCGAAAGAAAAUUAGUUAAUGAAAAAUUACAACUUGUACAAAGGAAAAUGCAAGAAAAAAAAAAAAAAAAAAAAAAAACGGCAAAAUAAAAGUAAAAUAAAAAAAAAAAAAAAACCAACGGAAGCGAAUUACCAACCAAACUUUUCUCUCGGUGUAUACAUAAUCAAAUAACGCAAGCGUAGUUCAAAUUAUUAAUAAAAUAAAUAAUUUAACAAUAAAGAUAAUGCUAACGACGAUAUAAUAGUAAGAAUGAUAAUAUUACAAACCAAUUCACUCUGCAUAUUUACGCGAGUUACCAAAUAUUAUUGUACGCUGUUAUAUCCUGUAAUCUUACGAUUAGUCUGUAUCCAUCACCCCGACUCUCCGCGAUUGAAAUUCACGUAAUAUGCAAGUGUGCAUACGUACAUACAUACAUACAUACACAGGCACACACGUACAGUGUAAAAUGUCUGUAUCUAUGCAUAGUUACAUUAAUCGUAUAACACGAAAUACGCGAGAAAAAACGAGAAGACGGAUUAUCUUUCAGCGUAAAAAUAUUUAUUUUUUUGGUCCAUUUUAUGUAAAUACGCGUAUAAUUAAACUGUAACAUGUAAAUUACUCACAUUUAAUGCCCUUCGUAGAAAAAUUCGACCCUUGUCAUUCUCCAUUCGACGCCGACGUAUUUCUACUUUAAUUUUCGUGCGAAAGUAUAAAUUCAGAUUUGUUAUUUACCUGACGAGUCGUAAUUGGCUACAUUUUUCAUCACGGGUACGAAACGGAAGGUUUUUUUUUUUUUUUUGUUGCUACAUACGGUACAAUUGUUACGAUCGAUAUUGAAAAUGAAUAAUUAAUAACAAUAACACCAAUACUUAACGAGCAAGUCACCGAAAGCAAUCGGCAGAGGAUUUCAUUUUAUUAAGUGAUAUUCAUAGGAUAAAAUUUUUCCGUCACCACGUUUACCGAGUUCCGACGUUAUUAUUACAUGUAAAAUUUCCGACGGAAGCGAGUAAAGGAGGUGGAAGGAAAUGGUUGAGAAGGUGGAAGAAAAAAAAAAAGUAUAAACGGUUAAAUAAAGUAAAACAAAAGAAGAAAACAAUGUGUAAAUAUACAUAUAUUCUAAAUGAAUUGAAUUUGGUAAACUUUUAAACAGAACGUAUAUAGUUAGUGCAAUUUUAACGCAAGCUUGACGUGAAAAUUACGUAUGCGUUGCAUAUUCGUAAAAUAUUAUUAUAUCAAAAUUCGCGGUUUAUCAAACAGUCUUUUGCUAAACCUUACGUUAAAUGCAGGAACGGCUGGAGCGCGUUCGUAUGAAAAUUUAUAUAAAACACAUCCUAUAGAGAUAUACACGUAUAAAUGAUACAUAGGCGUGAAUCAUCUCUCUCUCUCUCUCUCUCUCUCUCUCACACACACACAUACACACACAGUCAGUUUAAUAAAAUUGAACAAUUGUAAAUGUGAAGAUUAGGUAUCGAUGUACCUCUAAAAUUGGAAAAAAAUAGUCAAAACUUUUAUCUUCUAACGAUGCGGAAGUAACAUUUUAUAUCUAUCCACAUGUGCGUGUGUGUACAAAUUCACGAAUACAUUUAACCACAUACAGUAGUGCGUUCUAUUCAUUAAAUAUACACACACACACGCAUACACACACAGUAUAUCGAAGAGAGAAUGAAAGGAACAUAAAGGAUGUUUAAAAAAACCGAACAACUGACUUGCGUCACGCAGAACAUUUUCUAGUUAAAUUUUUGUAAUUUUCAAACGACGCACACGCAUAUAUAUAUAUAUAUGUGUGUGUGUGUAUAUAUACAUAUAAUAUAUCAUCAUACACAUUUAUCAAACACGUGUGCACUUAAGGCGACACUCAUUAUAUGGUAUUUCAGUUUCACAGAGAGUGAUAAGAAAAACAUGGCGUGCGCGCGGCAUUUUCUAUAAACCUAAAAAAAAAAAAAAAAACGAGACACACACCAGCAAAAUUGAUAUACGCAAUUAAUUGUACAUGAACUAAAUUAAUUGAUAAACAGAGGAGUGAAAACUGUUAUCAUUAUUAUCAUUAUUGUUGUUUUUGUUGUUUUUGUUGUUGUUGUUGUUGUUGUUGUUGUUGUUGUUGUUGUUGUUGUCAUUGUUGUUGUUGUUAUUAUUAUUAUUAGUAUUAUCAUCAUCUAAUCUAGUUAUGCUAAAAAGAUGGUUGUGUGUGUAUAGCUUCUUCAUGUAUUAUAACUUUUCUCCGCGACGUUACUCUAAACUUUUUUGUAUCUUUAUAUAUAUCAUAUAUGUAUAUAGCGUGUUCUAGUUCAGUAUGUGUGUAGGUACAUCCGUAUCUUAUGUAAAUUUAAUCAUAGGUAUUUCCAAUAUCCGAUAGAGCGGUAUUAUUUUUCAAAAAUAGAUACAAUUUAUUAUCACUAGAUAAACGACGAGUUUGUAUUUAGCCGCACUAGUCGAUUUACACGCAAUACUAGCUCUACGUCUGCAGUCUCUAACCGUUUUUACCUUUUCUCUCGAUACUUUGAACAUUUUUUUUUAUUCUUCUUUUCACUUGAGAUAAAUUUCCCUGCCUUGAUUGUUGUUUCAUAAAUUGAUUCGUUAAUUUUCUCGAUCGAAACUGGUUCCGUUGGUUUCGCAACAUGUGCAAUACUGCACUUGAUCGACUAAUUAUCGUUUAGCUCUUUACCUCCUCAGACAAAAAGGGAAGGUAAAAAAAAAAAAAAAAAAAAAAAUUCUGCCCGUAUCGCACCGGAAUCUUCAACCCUCUGAGUCUACUUUGCGUGUUUUAAAAGAAAAA
Neodiprion fabricii is the source of this 9669-nucleotide messenger RNA. RefSeq names its product cytoplasmic polyadenylation element-binding protein 2 (gene orb2). The transcript has 9 exons. Gene Ontology annotation, biological process: negative regulation of cytoplasmic translation. Gene Ontology annotation, molecular function: mRNA 3'-UTR binding; mRNA regulatory element binding translation repressor activity; ribosome binding. The record is from RefSeq and is a predicted model, not a curated record. Lineage: Eukaryota; Metazoa; Arthropoda; Insecta; Hymenoptera; Diprionidae. The coding region runs from base 1456 to 3933 and encodes 825 amino acids. Gene Ontology annotation, cellular component: nucleus; cytoplasm; synapse.